AUGAAGAUCCCGAGACGUGGUUUGAGAACGUCAGUUCGUGGGGGCUUGGGGCUCUCUCGGACCCACGCCCGCACCGUGCUGCUCCUGCUGGCGGUGGUGGGGCGUAUGGCUUGGGGCUGGGGUGAACCGGAUUCAAACAGACGGAUUGGAGGUAUCGCACAACGAAACGCUUCAUCAGCACCAUUUAGAUCAUGUAUGGACGUGCUGAACUCUCUUAUUCCCAAGCUAGAUGGAUUCUUCCUCAUCGACCCGGAUGGACAGUCUGGUGCCCAAAGGUUCCAAGUGUUAUGUCGGCUCAAUUCUACGCAUGACCACCCAGGCACCACCGUUAUUCGCACUGCAGACAAUGCCAACUCCGCUGUGCAUGGAAACUCAAGCAUCACCAUCACCUACGACGGGGUACAAAACCAAGACUCCAUCCGGGCCCUCAUUGAUAUCUCUGCAAGAUGCCGCCAGUAUCUGCAAUACCAGUGCAAAAACGCCCCCAUGUGGCUGAACGGAGUCCAGCAGGUAGCCUGGGUGUCGUGGGACGGAAGAUAUAUGCCUAACUGGGGAGGGGUAGAGACUGGACAUGGAAGAUGUGCCUGUAGUCGGAACGCAAGUUGUGCCGGUAGAGGGCACUGUAACUGUGACGUACUAAGCCCACAUGGGUUCUACGUGGACGCGGGCUACAUUACAGACAAGGACACGCUGCCCGUCGUGGGCUUGGAGUUCAAUUACCAUGAAGGAUAUUUUUCCGCUGCAUAUUACAGCGUUGGGGACUUGGAAUGCUUCGGACGUGAUACCGCACAGGAAUUGUUUUGUUUACAAAGGCACCAUCAGUGAUUCAUUUUCCCCAAUAGUACGCCCUCAGGAGCGGCCAUUUCUUCACAUUUCGUCGGAACGAAGUCUACAUUCUACGAGUUCUUCUGAAAAAACAUUUAAUAUUUUCCUUGUCAGAAUUAAAACUAUUUGUUCUCAGUAAAACUUUAACUAUUUACAUGCAGCGACUAUCGAAUAUAAGAGAAACCUUAUGGCAGCG
Messenger RNA from Asterias rubens (European starfish), 1021 nucleotides. RefSeq names its product contactin-associated protein like 5-3-like. The record is from RefSeq and is a predicted model, not a curated record. The coding region runs from base 1 to 825 and encodes 274 amino acids. The transcript has 5 exons. NCBI's taxonomy places the organism in Eukaryota, Metazoa, Echinodermata, Asteroidea, Forcipulatida, Asteriidae.